This is a messenger RNA of Caenorhabditis remanei, 996 nucleotides long. RefSeq lists its product as uncharacterized. The transcript is spliced from 5 exons. NCBI's taxonomy places the organism in Eukaryota, Metazoa, Nematoda, Chromadorea, Rhabditida, Rhabditidae. The coding region runs from base 1 to 996 and encodes 331 amino acids. The record is from RefSeq and is a predicted model, not a curated record.
AUGUUCCGACAUCUAUACAUCAGUCUUCUCUGCAUCGCCGUCUUCACAUCCGGGCCAAUCGAGGCUCGUCGAGCUACAGCCGGUGGCGGUUCCCUCUCCGGAGGUGGCGGUGGAUCCAACUUUGGUUCCCGUGGAUCAAGUGGAUCUCGAACAGGAGUACAACAAGGUGGUGGAUUCAAUGGACAACAAGGAGGAUUCAAUGGUGGAAACCAAGGUGGAUUUCAUCCAAAUCAAGGAGGAGGAUUCAAUCAGCCACGUCCAAACAAUAACUUCAACAAUCAAGGAGGAUUCCAUCCAAAUCCAAAUCAAGGAGGAUUCCACCCGAAUCAAGGAGGAUUCAAUCAGGGAGGAUUCCGUCCUGGAACUGGUCUCGGAUCCCAAUCGAGCAGUGGAACAUUCAAAAAGGCUCUCAUCGGUGGAGCUCUCGGAGCAGCCGGAGGAAUUCUCGCUUAUGAAGCUGGAAAAGCCAUCAUCAAGUCAGCUACCGAACCAUUCAACUACAACGGAAGAAACUAUAAUUGGGAUAAUCAUGGACAAGUCAAGAAUGGAGAAUUCCAGUGCUCCAUGCCAUUGAAUCAAUUGACUCAACAGCAAUCCACAACUACCUCGACGACGACGACAACGACCACCGGAGCUCCAGAUGCCUCCACCACAGUGAACCCAGUCUCCACGACACCAACUCCAGAUCAAGUCUUGCAAAAUAUCCAAUACCCCGACGGAUCCCGACCAAAAACGAUCGUCUGGGCGUGCAAACAAGGACGUGAAGUGUGUUGUGGAACCGAUUGUUGCCCAGCUCCAAUUCAGAAUCAGAACAACGGAGGAGCCGGCGGAAGUCAUGGAAGCACUGGAAGCUCUGCUGGAACCAUCGCUCUCGUUGUCCUCCUGAUCCUCCUCCUCUUGUGUUGUGGUUGUUGCAUUGGAGCGUACUUCUGUUGUCGUUCAAUCUUCGAUUGUGGAGAUGAUAAGCACGAUAAUCAACAAUAUCAUGGUGAGUGA